CAUUGAGUACGAACGCGUGUGCCGCGCUUACUGAUUCUACUACACAAAACUAGAAGCAAUUACUUACUACCACUAAAUUGUAAAUAGAGCAUGUAGUUUUUCAUUUGCGUAUGAAACUAAUCAUUUCCCAGUGUGUAUUAGGGUACGAUAUAUUAAGUAGAGUGCACUAUUUAGUGCAUUUGUAGUGCAUUGUUACUGUGUGAAGUGUUAUAUCGCUCCAAUUAUUCGGUGUUAUCGAUUUUACGUCCACUCAUCCAGAACAGCUGUUUGGGCAUGCGAAGGACACGGCUGCCGUUCUAUAUUAUUCUUAUUCUACAUCAAAUAAAUUCAUAUUUGUACCGGUUUUCUGAAAAAUAAUUACUGUAAUUAUUCGUAUGAAAGACGGUAGGUGAUUGUAGUUUUAGACGAUGAUAAUUUGUGUUGUGACGUGAAUUUGUCUUGUGUAAUAAGGUAAAAAACACAUAAACAAAGCAAUUUACGUUUUCUUAUAACAGUUAGUGUCAGUGAAAAGUGAAAUUAGUGUAUCAUUGAAGUGAAUACGCUUUGGAUUUUCAAUUCGGAUGAGGAAAAACACCUAUUCUUAAGGUGGUGAGGUGGUUCAGCACGAGGGGCGAUGCUGGGCGGGGCGGCGGGGGGCGCCCGCUCCCGCCCGCCCUCUGAUCUCCAACAAGGCGUUGCGAGAUUCCCGCUCUACUCUUUGUUCCCGAAUCAAGGCAGUACUAACAGGACCUCAAUACAUAAAGUAACAGAGAGCCUAUUCUCAACAUCGCUGUCCACGUUUGGUGUGCCUACACCGCCGCCAAACUCGCCAUAUUCGCCGUUGCAGUUAGAACUUCUCAACUGCAACCGCCUGCUGCUUGCUGACAAGGACAGUAGUAAAAUGGAAGAGGCCAAACUGGGCAAAUGUAUGCCAGAAUCUCUUUGCUGCCCAGACCAACGACAGAUUAUUGAAGGUGUCAAUAUGAUGCAGCCUUUGUCUAUCAAAACUGAACAGGCGAAGCGGACCUGCAACACAUGUCUUACUAAUUCACCUAAAAAGGUUAUCCACACGGAUGGCGGCUGCAGUCGAACUAAUCCUGUGACGUGGCUUGGUGUUGGACAGAACGUCCAAGUGCAGGUGAAACGAGAGCCCCAGCACGUCCACAUGUCAGAGCUGGUGGCUGUGAAACUAGAGCAGGCCUCUCCUGGCAAUAAGCCUGAACAGCCCACAAUUCCUGUGUCUCUUAACAAUGGGUCUAUUCCCGUGGGGAUAGCGGUUGCCCGGCAACGCGUCGGUGAUGCCGGUCUACUCGCUGCACUCUCACAAAAAGACAACCACCGCCUACAUGAUAUUGAUACAGCGCAGACAGCCAUGACGGUGGGCGUGGCCAAUGUGUUGUGCGACGAUCGCUCCGCCCCGUUGGCGUGGCCUACCCCUGCGCCCGCACCUACCGCACCCCUCUGGCAGUACCCAGCUCAAGUAUCAAUGGACAGUAUGAUGGUGGGAGGCGUGGGAGGCGUUGGGAUGGGAUCGGUUGGCGGUGGCGUUUCGUCUAUGGGGGGCUUCCAGCUUGUGAGGGAUCCUUCAUCUGGAGCGCUUCUCUUACUUCCAGCGCCCCCAGAUCUUCCGCACACUGUUGUGUGGGGUGGCAUGCCUUACCCUUCUGCUCCCUUACUCUUACCUCCUGCACCACAUCCAUCUCAUCACCUACAGCUUCUACCAGGCGACCUCCUUGCAUCAACAGCUACCCUCCAACAUACGCACACACACUCUACCCGUUUGGUAACUCUGGCUCCUGCUCCUCCACCACAACCGCAUCCAGCUCACGUAGAAAAGCGGAAACCAAUCAUGCAACCGCUCAUCACACCGCACACGUUAAUCAAAAUAGAACCUGAACCACCACAAGAGAAACCUCAACCUACCUUCGUCCAAGAGCCGCAACCGCAACCGAUGCUUACCACUCAUCUUUAUUAUCAACCUGAGUUUCAAGAGCAACCUUGUAGGAGUCAGGCCACGUCUCCCGCUGCACCUCCAACUCCGCCUCCAGAAGCUCCCGAAGUUCCAGGACAUAAAGAUGCCUCUAAUCAAACUGACCACAUUGAUGAUGAAGACGAACAAACCAACCAGGUCGAUGAGGAUGAAAGGGAUGUCGCCUGUAUUGGUGUUGCUCAUAUACCUGAAGAAUCUAAUGUAAUGCAGCAGCUUCAGAUUUUACCCCCACCUAUUGAUAGUGCGGAGGAAUCUUCGUCGGAAGCUUUAGCGUCGUCUGCGGUGGCAGGUGCAGUGGAAAAAGCUAUAGAUGCAAUAGAAAACGACGAUACUCUGGAUAACUCUAGCAGCGGUUCCCAUGAAUUGGUUAUUGACACUGGACAAUCUUCAAGUCCUCAACCCUUACCCACAAGGCCUCCAGAUGACGUAAGUGGGUUAGAACUUCUAUCCAAUAGUAUUGAACAGUAUGAGCGAACUACCCCUGGGAACAAUAUGUCAAGUUUAGAGCCAGUACCACUUACAGUUGACACCAGAACAUCUUCGAAAUUAAACAUUUUAAUAAAAACUUCGCCGAAAUCUCCACCGCGCAUUGCGGAUGUAGAACAAAGAAGGUUUGACUUUACAUCAACAGAAACAUGUGGUUCGCAACCAAAACCAUCACUAGACAGAUUAGGAUUGCUGUGUGAAGUUAUUUUAGCCGAACAACGUUUGAUGGAAGAGGGUGCAGACACUGUUUCAAACAGACCAUCAACAUCAAGGCCAUUUAUAAAAACAGAGCCGUUAUUAAGUCCCACCGAUAUAGAUAUACCUUCCGAAAUUAAGAAGGAGAAACAUAGACAUAGAGAUGAUUCAACCAAUGAAGGAAGACGGAAACAUAGCCGUGACAGAGAAGAAAGAUUGCGGCAUAAGUUAGAAAAGAUGAGACGGCACAAGCGUGAAAGAAAAAGCCAUGAUGGCGACGAUAGUGGAGGAGAACUGGAAGCCAGUUUGAGACGUGUUACAGCCUGCCCUUGUGGCAUCGUGGAUUGUUCACAUACUUCGAACGUUCCAUCAGCUCACGAUCUCGUUAAUGCUAUUGAAAAAGAUAUGCGAAAGCGAUUACAAGAUUUGCAAAGACAGUGUGACGAGAAGAGGGCACAGCUGAAUGCCUUAACUCCUCCUCUACCGGUUUUAUCUACCACCCCAACUCCAUCAAUGCCCGCAUUAUCUCCAGACUCCGAUAGAGGGUCAUCUAAAAAGCGAAAAGUUGGAAGACCCCGAAAAGUAUCAAGUCCUGAUUCCACUGAAACUAUCGUUGCAAAGAAACCUAAAUCGAAGAGCAGUCUAGUAGGCUAUUUACUCGCUAAAGGUAAACUGAAAGGUGGAAUAUUGUGUUCACGCAGCGAACCCUCAAGGGAGGAUAUCAGUCGAACGAGUAAGGUUAGACCCAAGCUAAAAGCUGAACCAAUUUUAAAAGUAUAUUCUGAAGAAGAUGAAAACGACUGGAGCCUAAACAAAUCUGCUAGCUCAUCAAUGGAGAGUUUGAAUGAGGUGCGGCAAAAGAAUCGUGAGAAGGUUGAUAGUUUAGCACGAAAGCAUUCAAGAGAUGACUUCUCUGAAAUCGAAUUAGCCAUACGCCGUGCAAGUGCUUCAAGUGACAGUGAAAAAGAGAGGCGAAAGGCCAAAAAGAGACGUAAGAGUCAUAAAUCAAAGGAUAGAUCGGAACAACCUGUUAAGAAUAAAGAACCUGAAGUGGAUACUCCUAAACCUGUGAUUUCUCGUUGUACUUUAACAGAAGAUAAAUUAGAUUCAUCGCCACGAGUACUUACAGCUAGAGGUGGUCUAUUUUAUGCCGGAAAACUAAGUGCAGUCCAGGCACCUGAUGUAUACGCUAUAACAUUAGACGGAGAAAGAGGAAAUAAGCCGCAUAUUCUUUCAAGAGAGGAAACAUUGAAAGAUGCCAGACUAAAGAUGGAUCUUAAAUUUCAGAUUUUGGAAGUAAGUCCAACAUCAGUGUCGGAACUGCCAUCAGGUACCCGAGUGUGCGCGUAUUGGUCGCAGCAAUAUCGAUGCCUGUAUCCCGGGACCGUUGCUGUUUCAUCCCCUGACCCUCAUGACGACAAGUUCGUGGCUGUGGAGUUUGAUGAUGGCGACUCCGGUAGGAUAGCAAUUGAAGAUAUACGCUUUUUGGAACCGAACUAUCCGAUUGUUGAAUAUGAAAACACGCUCUUCACCCUUGGUAAGCGUCGAAGAAAUACAAGUGUAACAGAAGAUAAAAAAAAUAUAGCAUCGACAAGUAAUGAUAUAAAACCUGAACCAAUACCGGUACAAAAAGAGAAAGAAGACACCGAAGCAAAUAAACACAGAGAUAGAAAAAAGUUGAAGAAGCACAGAAAAGAAAAAAUUAAACGUCUAAGCGAGGACGAUCCCACAUCAACGGAGUACAUUAAAAAGAAGAAGAAAAAACACAAAUGCUGCGAAGAGCAUUGUAAACACAAACGGCAUCACAAAAAACACCACAGAAAACACAAGAAAAGACAUCAUUCGAGCUGCAAAGAACAUUCCAGCUCAUCAGGUGAUGACCAUAGACAUAAAUCGUCAUCAGAUUACAUCGAUUCGAACAAAUCUAACGAAGAUUCAGUUGAUUCUAACGAAAAACUGUCGACUUUAAUAGCCUGUGAGAAGUCACCAGAGGAAAAGAUGAAGACCGUGAUUAAAAAGGCGGUUUUGCAGAAGAGUCUGGUUAAGACACCGGUCUUGGACUUCAGUACUAUCGGAAAGAUCACGUUAAAGAAGGAAGAGCAGAAAGAUAAUUUGAAAGAUAGCGGCAUAGGUUUGUUGGACGAGGAGCCCUCCACUUCAACGAAUGAAUUGAUCAAAAAGAAGGUAAAACGACGCACCGUAUCCUCAUCAUCCGACGGUGGCGGGGGAGUGAGCAAGAUGGCAGCGUUUCUGCCAGGGGGAGCCUUAUGGCGAUGGCUGGGACCGCCAUACAGACGCACUGCGAGACCCCGUCACAGAAAACUUUUCUAUAAGGCUAUCCAGAGAGGAGAAGAAACGCUGCAAGUGGGUGAAUCGGCAGUCUUUCUAUCCACGGGUCGAGCUGACAGACCGUACAUAGGUCGUAUAGUGGCUCUUUGGCAGGCAAGGGGAGCUAUGGCGGUACGAGUCCAUUGGUUCUACCACCCAGAGGAAACAGCUGCCUGCACGCCGCUUUUAUUACCGGGUGGUCUAUUCGAGUCCCCGCACACAGAUGAGAAUGACGUGCAAACAAUAUCACACAAGUGCGAGGUUCUUCCGCUAGUACAAUAUAAAGAACGCCUAGGCGAUGACCCCGCGCGGUACAACACCGUAUACGAUAACAAUGACGUCUAUUACCUGGCAGGGCAUUACGAUCCCACGCAGCAAACACUUCGCAUGGAACCGGAUAUUCCGUUCGCCACAUAACCUGCCUGCGAGCCUGGUACUAUAAAAGACACGAAAUUUGGAUAGAGUGCAAUUGAACGAUCUUAAUCGUAUAUUUAUUUAUUAAUAUAGUUUUCUUCAACAGAUAGUGAUUUUAACAAUCUCGGUGUUAGUGUUUUUAUCAGUAGUCGACUUAGCUUUCAAAAUCACAUACAGGUGUUAAGAGUACAACGUAGGUUUUCGAGGCUCAAUGUGACUUUUUACGGACGUUUUACGUAGACAUGUUAGUUACCCUUGUUACGUUUUGUUGGAAUGUUGUUUCGGAGGGCCGAGGGGGCUGAGGGGGACGGAAGAGGUCGAGCGAUGUGAUUUAUUUUUAUACCUGUAACGCUGUAAUCUCAGUGUAUAGUUAGAUGUAUAUUUCUUGUAUAUUCGAUUAGAUUUUCUAUGUAUACAUUUUGUAGUUCUUUUCAUAUAUACGCAAUACUGUCAUAGCUAGUCCUUAUUUCGUUCGAAAUUGACCAGAGAUGGUCAACGAUUGAUAUUAUAAUUGGAAAUUGAUAACCAGCUUGUUAUAUUCUUGUUUUUACUCUAAUUUUUAUAUUAAUUUGGUUGAUAAUAUUAUGUUACUCGAUGUAUACCUUGUCGAAAUGGUGCUAGACGCUUGAUACUUCAUUUAUUUGGUCGUAAUUAAGAUUGUAAAUAUACAUUGCUAGCGUAAGUUUGUUUCCACGCGACUGGCGCGUUCAGGUCUGCACGUUUGAGUUGCCAUUUUAACCUAGAGUACUGUUUCAUUAGCGAUUAUUUUACAGGGUAAUAAUCCUGGCUUUUUCACCUUUUCCAUGAAUGUUUGAAGGGACUGAAAAGACAGGGAUAGCUAGGUUGAGGUUAAGGGAAGUAGAUAAGGUUUUGUACGAAGUGGCCAAAACGUUUAUAGAAAAUUGAAAAGUGCAGUCUAUCUGUAUGUUUUGACGUAUUUGCUGUACAAGGAAAUUGUUGGUCAUGGAAAAACUGUCAAUUGCAUGUUUCUUUACUAACAUAUAACAGUAUUAUACUCCUAUUUUGUUAUAAUUCAAACAAAUGGUCUGUAAUUUUUCUAUUAAUGCAUAAAAUAACGUAGUACAGAUACCCAUUAUAUAUGGUAACCUGUGGUAAUGGAUAAUUCCACAGAAUAAAAAGUAGGUAAAAUAAUAAUAGUUUCUUUUCACAUUGUUCAUUGGAAAAUAGUUAAAUUAGUAAUCUGUAGUAAGAAAAUGGAUUAGUAAAGAUAAUAACAUAAGUUCGCUUAUAUCAAACAUUUAAAUCCUUAGCAGUUUCCAUAUUAUUUUAUUUUAUGAAACUUGUAUAGAAUAUUGUCUAAGACCAUUUUCCUAAAAGGAAAAAUCCAGUGAGAUAAUUUUCUUAUUUUUACCUUUGACAGUUUAUCUUCCGCCAAUUAGUUGUAUCCAUUCUACGUAUUUUUGUUGUAGUUUUAACAUUUAGGUUCUAUUUAGUUGUAGUGUUAAGAUUUUAUUUCGUAACAAACGAUACGAGAAAAUUAAAAACUGAGAUAUUUGGAACAAAAUUGUAUCUGAUAUUGAAAAUAAACGGUAUUUUUCUAUAUUGAGAGUAACGUUUUUAUUUUAAAUGUAAAUUUAAGUACAAAUUUGUUGAGCGAGUUGGCGAGUGGCCCAAUGCUGUAUACUAACAAUGAUUUUAUGAAAGUUAGAGCAGUCUUACGAUCAUCAAAUGUUAAGUCUGUUCUAAGUUUUGAAUAUAUAACCGUAGUGUGUAACAAGUGGGAAGCCAUAAAAUAAUUAUUAGAUUUAAAGAUUUAAUUAUAAUAUAUCAGCAUUGAUAAUAUAAAGAU
Molecule: messenger RNA, 7202 nt
Organism: Pieris brassicae (large cabbage white)
Lineage: Eukaryota; Metazoa; Arthropoda; Insecta; Lepidoptera; Pieridae
Gene: wge
Product: protein winged eye
Exons: 14
Coding region: 614-5395 (1593 amino acids)
Molecular function (GO): chromatin binding
Source: RefSeq, a predicted model, not a curated record